AUGGAGGAUAUUCAGCAAUAUCAAUAUACUGCUCUUCUCGAGCCUGAUGCAUUUCGUAUCAUCGUCAUUCACCAUGCCUUAUCCAUCGAAUCACCUUUAUCAUGCAGCUUAACUUAUUCUACCCUGUUCCAUUACGAUCAAUCUCUCAUAGAUCAUUACAUAGCGCUUUCUUACGUCUGGGGAGAUGCAAAUAACAGAAAGAUAAUAUUGGUCGAUCAGAAACCACUACUUAUCAACGAAAGUCUUGAUUCAGCAUUACGGCAUCUACGAGAUAAAAAGGAAGAUAUAUCGGUAUGGGCAGAUGGAAUCUGUAUAAAUCAAUUCGACUUUAAAGAAAAGAAUAAACAAGUUAGUUUGAUGAGCUUGAUUUAUGAAGUUGCAAGGCAUACUGUCAUAUUCCUUGGAGAGACAACUUCAGAAACUGAUGAAAUCUUUGAAUUACUUGAUUCUCCAAUGUCACCAAUGAUGAAGCGAACGAAACCUACCUUGGAUCUACACUCAGAAGAAUAUACAAAAUCAAAGAUCGAUGAUCUAAUUCGGCAGGUGAUAGACAUGCCAUGGUUCAGAAGAAUUUGGAUUCUCCAAGAACUAAUCCUUUCCGGUGAUCCUUGGGUACAACAUGAUUCUGCUUUGGUCAAGUCUCCAAAUCAUAAUGUUCUCAAUGAUAUGCGCAUGUUACGGGAAAAUUUUAUAUCAGGGACUCCUUAUUCCUUCGGCCCAUGCGACUAUCUGCUCAAUAUCCUCCACUCACGUCGUGGUUAUGGCGUCUUCAACCCAAGAGACAUGUUGUACGGACACCUCGCCUUAUUUGCAAAUCAAUCAAAGAGCGACGAUCCGGAAAUCGAAAAGCUCGUCGAAAUCGAUUAUCGAAAAUCAAUAACAGAUGUAUACACGGACUUGGCAUUAUAUAUUUUAAAUCGACAAUGUAAUUUUGAGUUCCUGUCGCACUUGGAAGAUGUGAAUUUUGAAGAAAGGAAAUAUAAUUUGCCGACUUGGGUACCGGAUUGGACUUCUAAAGGAAUUUCCAGCAAAAUGAAGGGGAGUUGGGGGACGGUAUUGGGCUGCAUUGGAACAAGGGUUGGUGGUGUGGAGAGGAUCAAAAAUGACAUUCCGAAGAGGAAGGAUGUUUUUGCUUUGUGUCAUGAAAUCAAGAAUUUGCGUGGAGGAGAAAGUUCUCCAUUUCAACUAUUUCUUACUGAAAGGAAAAUACUUAAGCUCGUCUGUGGAUAUUUCUGUGCGUGGUUCAAUACCCCAGAGACUUCACCCUAUAAUUUUAUCCCAGAAGAUUUAGCACGACUCCUUGUAGACGUCUACUCAAGGUCCACAAAAACUUUCUUCCAAAGAAUGGAACUGGUAUCCAGAAUUGCGGAUCCCGCAGAUCUAGAGCCGUUGAGAAAUUACUCGGAAGUGUUCGACGCUCAACGACACCAGAAAGAUUUAUGGAUGCACAUAUUAAUGGCCAUGACGGAUACCAGUGGAAAUAUUUUCAAGGGCAAGAAACUUGCUGGCUUGGGCAAUGGGAGAAUUGCACUGGUGAGUGUGCGGGCGGAAGUAGGAGAUGAAAUUUGGAGGUUUAAUGGGGAUGAAGAGGGGCCGUAUUUUGUCUUGCGGCUUUUUGAUGGCGACGAGGUCGUUGGGUUAAUUGAGAAGAAGGAAAAGGAUGGGGAAAAGGAUGGUAUAGCGGAGAUGGAUAGAAGGUUCGAGGCAUUCUUUAGGGAGAAAAAAACGCAGUCCAUGGAGCGAUAUGUAGAGUGUAGGAAUGAUGGACGAAUUGUUUGGAACAAAAGGAUGUUGGAGACAGAGGCGAAUAUGAGGUUUAUGAGAGAAAUUUCUCACAAAACUAUGAGAAACUCCUUAAUGAGAGCAGCACGAGUAUUGGCAAAACUCGAGAGCGAGGUGAAUGACGAUGGGAAAAGGAAGAGGGAGAAGGAGUUGAAAGAGAACUUGAAGAAAAAAAUGGAAAUGGUUGUUGGGAAUGUGCUCCAAGAGAUACAUGAUAAACCUCGUGAUCCGUCUCAUGCGAAUCGUGCUGGGAAGAUUAAGAUGGAGUUGAAAAGGAACUUUAAAAGAAGAAGGGAAAUGGUUGUUGGGAAUGUGCUCCAAGAGAUGCAUGAUAAACCUCGUCAUCUGUUUCGUGCUGGGAUACAUCAUGAUCAAUUGCAUGAGAUAACAGAUGCGGAUGUGAUGCUUUUGAGAACAGAUGUGGAUGGGACAAGGAUGGAGAGGGGGUGGUGA
This is a messenger RNA of Botrytis byssoidea, 2235 nucleotides long. RefSeq lists its product as uncharacterized. NCBI's taxonomy places the organism in Eukaryota, Fungi, Ascomycota, Leotiomycetes, Helotiales, Sclerotiniaceae. The record is from RefSeq and is a predicted model, not a curated record. The transcript has 4 exons. The coding region runs from base 1 to 2235 and encodes 744 amino acids.